Camelina sativa (false flax) is the source of this 1244-nucleotide messenger RNA. Its product is annotated as putative long-chain-alcohol O-fatty-acyltransferase 3. Gene Ontology annotation, biological process: lipid metabolic process. Lineage: Eukaryota; Viridiplantae; Streptophyta; Magnoliopsida; Brassicales; Brassicaceae. The record is from RefSeq and is a predicted model, not a curated record.
CGAGCCGUUUCAACCAGACGUCUUCCGGAUCUACUGGGAGAGUUGAGAUUUAGAGAACUUUUGUCCGAAUAAAAUAUUUACACAUCAUAUAAAGUCAAAAGCCUUGGGAAAAGAAAAAACAAGAUCUAGAUUCUAGAGAGAUGGAUGAAGAACUCAAGAACUUCAUCAUGGUUUGGGUUUCAGCAACAAUCUCGAUAUCUUAUUGUUACUAUAUAUCAGCAAGAAUUAAAUCUGGUGUGUUUCGAUUGCUCUCUGUUCUUCCUGUUUGUGCUUUGUUUCUUGUUUUUCCUCUGUUCUUUCCUGUUCACUUCUCUGGAUCCAUAGCAUUUUUCCUCUCAUGGCUCGCAAAUUUCAAACUCAUACUCUUCUCCUUCGACCAAGGUCCUCUUUCUCCACUUCCCCUAACUCUCUCCCGUUUCAUCUGCUUCACUUGCUUCCCAAUUAAGCCACUAGAAAACCCUAAAUCUCAAGAACAAAUCCCUAAAUGGGUUUUCGCCAUUAAAGUUGCCAUGUUUGGUGUGUUGUUGCAUAUGUAUGAAUACAAGCAAUAUAUAUCUCCUUCUGUGCUAUUGGUUCUCUAUUCUCUGCAUAUAUACUUGGAGCUUGAGUUUGCCUUAAUGCUCGUCAAAGUAUUGGUCUUUAUCACUCUUGGGUGCGAUCUAGAGCCACAGUCCAAUGAACCAUACUUAGCCACCUCUCUUCAAGACUUCUGGGGUCACCGGUGGAAUCUUAUGGUCCCCGCAAUCCUGCGGCCGGCGGUUUACACCCCGGUCCGACGACUUGCCAAACGGAUAAUGAACUCCGAUCAGGCUUUGUUCUUGGGAGUUUUCGCAACGUUCCUCGUCUCUGGUGCGGUUCACGAGCUGAUCUUCUUCUAUAUAACGCGUGACAUGCCUACAGGGGAAGUCACUUGGUUCUUUGUGUUACAUGGAGUUUGCACGGCGGCGGAAGUGGCAGUGAAGAAGCAGAAGAUUGUGCGGCGGUGGUGGAGAGUUAGUCCGAUGGUGUCACGGCUUCUUACGGUGGGGUUUGUGGUUGUGACGAGUGGUUGGUUAUUUUUCCCUCCUCUUAUACGGAGUGGCAUGGUCGUGAGACUCGCUAAAGAAGCCUUAAUGCCCGUUGAUUUCGUCAAGCGCAAGCUUUUGUAAUUCAUGUGUUUCUAUAGCUGGAAUAUUAAAUCAUACUACUGUAGUACUUUUGUGGAAUUUUAGAAUAACACUAACUAAAGAGAGUUUUAGAGGCUU